Molecule: messenger RNA, 2556 nt
Organism: Arachis ipaensis
Lineage: Eukaryota; Viridiplantae; Streptophyta; Magnoliopsida; Fabales; Fabaceae
Molecular function (GO): zinc ion binding
Source: RefSeq, a predicted model, not a curated record
AUGGCUGCGGAGAAUGUUUACAUGAUUAUAUAUCCUAAUGGAGAAAUUUCGCAUACAUCAGAAGGUAUUACAUUCGUUUGCGACGAUCCAUUGUGGAUAAUGAUUCCACCACAAACAUCGUUGCAAGAUUUGAAGAAUCUGAUUCUGAUGCAUACCGGAAUGGUUGCAAAAAAGGAAAUCACGAAGCUGACCUACAGAAUGCCGGUUGCAGUGGCCAACUCGUUUUCGUAUCAGAAAAUGCAGAUAAAAGCUGAUCAGCAUGUGUUGAUGAUGUUUUCUUAUCAUCGCAGCAUAGGAAGCAUCUAUUCGUUGGAGCUUUGUCUGAAUCUUCAGGACAUUGGUGGAAGCUCGUCCAGUUCGAAUAACGUGGAGGGUGUCAGAAAUCGACCAGCGGAUGAUUUUGGUUUGGUUCGGGAUACCAGUAGGGCCCCAAGUCCAAGCUUUAAUGCAUUCGUUCCGCAGGUACAAAAUGUAUCUAUUUGUGAAGCGCGCCCCGCCUCUUUUACACAUCUUGGGGUCGAUAGGGUUUCAGAGGCUGCUAAUGCAUAUACGUCUGACGAGGAUGAGAUUGAAGAUUUCAGUGGUGAUGAUCCAGAAGUCGUUCCAGAGACUCAGCCUCUGCAUGGCGAUGCUGUUCCUCCAACACGAGUCGAACCUGAAGGUGGUGGUGUAUCUUCCUCCACACCGGCACACUACCUAUCCUUAAAUCUGGGAGCAAUGCAUUCGACUAACGCAGAGGACAGAUCGAGCAGCUACCCUUUGUCAGGGGAGAUGGAGCUCGAGAUUGGGUUGAAAUUUCUUAACCGCGAAACAGCGAUGCUAGCAGUUAAAAACUACAACAUCCGUAGGAGUGCAGAAUAUAAGGUUGUAGAGUCAGACCAAAGUAGGUAUGUCUGUCGAUGCAAGCAUUUCGGGGAUCAAUGUCGUUGGAUGGUACGGGUUGCAAAGACAAGGUCCUGUAGAUUUUGGGAAAUCCGAAAGUACAAAGGGCCUCACAGUUGCUUGACAAGUACAAUGUCUCAAGACCACGCUCAACUCGAUAGCAACGUCAUCUGCCAGCACAUAUUUCCCAUGGUGCAUGCUGAUGCGACGAUUUGUGUAAAGGUGUUGCAAGGAUCAAUUGAGUCAGCGUACGGUUACAAGGUGUCUUACAAGAAGGUUUGGCACGCGAAGCAGAAAGCAAUCGCAAGGAUCUAUGGUGAUUGGGACGAAUCGUAUGACCAGCUGCAUAGAUACCUCAAUGCUCUGCAAGCUUUCGUCCCAGGGACAAUUGUUGACCUCCAAACCCGGCCGUACUAUGUCGGGAACACACUAGACCGUGGUUGUGUCAUGUUUCACCAGGUUUUCUGGUCAUUCCCUUCCUGUAUUGAAGCUUUCAGGCACUGUAAGCCGCUGGUCUCAGUGGACGGAACACACCUGUAUGGUAAGUACACAGGCACCCUUCUCAUGGGCAUUGCACAGGACGGGAAUAAUAACAUUCUACCCGUCGCUUUCGCACUUGUCGAAAGAGAGAACACAUAUUCAUGGUACUUCUUCCUAACCAAUUUGAGGAGGCAUGUCGCAACUCGGCUGGGAGUUCUGCUUAUAUCCGACAGGCAUGCGGCAAUAAAGGCCGCAUUGGAACGUGACGGGUGUGGCUGGGAACACAAUGUGUACUGUGUACGACAUAUUGCCUCCAACUUUGCAACCAGUUUCAAGAGUAAGGAAGCCAAGAGACACCUUGUUAAUGCUGCAUAUUCGAAGACGCAAGAGCAGUCGCAAUACUACCUUGAGCUAAUCAGUAGCGAGGAUCCGAUAACAUCUCCACAGAUGAUGGAGUGGAUCCGAGGGCUAGAGCCACCGAAAUGGCUACAACACCUAGAUGAGGGCCGACGAUACGGUCACAUGACGACGAAUCUCUCUGAGUGUGUCAACUCUGUCCUCAAGGGCACUAGAAAUCUACCAAUCUGUGCAAUUGUGAAGUCCACUUACCAUCGCCUGAAUGAGUUAUUCGUCAUGAAGGGUCGACAAGCACAAGCACAGAUUGCAAGUGGUCAGGUGUUCUCACAGUUCUUGCAGAAAGCCAUACUUGCGAAUCGUGAGGGGAUUCCCCAGAUGUUGGUGACGUCAUACGAUAGAGCUACCACUAUAUUCACAGUCAACGAGAUAGCUGCUGUUGGAGUGCAGUCACGGUUCCGAGUUAAUCUCCAUGACCGCAGAUGUGAUUGUGGUUACUUCCAGGCGUUGCAUUAUCCUUGUGCACAUGCUCUGGCCGCGUGUGCAUAUGCGAGAUUGGACUGGCAAGAGUACGUCGAUUUAGUCUACCGCGUUGAGAGCGUGUUUCGGGUCUAUCAAAUGGAAUUCCAGCCCAUGCCCGAUGAGGAGAUGUGGCCCCCUUCAGAAGGACAACAUAUCCGACCCAACCCCCUCCUACGACGUACAAUGGAAGGCCGUCUGGUAUCUACUAGGAUUCGGAAUGAAAUGGACGAGGUUGAGCCAGGACCAGGGAAGAGAUGCGGCCUUUGCAGGCAACCAGGACAUACCAGGCGACAUUGUCCGCAUGCUUCUGCAACCUAA